AUGCCGGAGUCGGUCGCGGAUCCGCCCACGUCCAGCAACGGGGACAGCGAUUCAUUCAAGACCGCGGACAGCGACACCUCAACGCUCAAUGGGUUGGAGGAGGAGCCGAAGGACAAAAAAUACUUGGAAAAUGGCAGAAUUCAAGACUUUUUGAAGGAAAGAUCCGAAAAUCCCAAGGAAAACGGACAAAAUGGAGUCAAACUCGAUGGUAUCCAAUCGGAAUCUCUAUCAAAUGGUGCGUCAUUGGAUGCAACAAACUCUCACCUCUCUAAUGGUACCAAAUUUUCGCAGUCAACUGAAUCUAAUCACAUCGAAAAUGGCCUUCAACAAAAUGGACAUCAAAACGGCAAGUCCAUCGAAAAAUCGACCUCAGAAUCGAAAAUCAACGGUGUCAACAGUGCGCAGAAGGCCUCAGAUGUUGAGAAGGGCUAUGAUUCUGACUGUAGAUCGAUUUCCGAGACAGUCAGGUCAGCUUCCAUCCCAGCGACACCAGCUGUUCCGAAAUCACCCAGCUUCCCGGAAUUACUACCCAGUAGGUUUUUAGGAGGUCGUUAAACAAAUUUGUGGUCUAUAAUGACCUUAGACGAGGCAGAAACAAUCGAGGUGAUAUUAGUUUUAGUUAGUUAGAGGUCUUCGAAUUUAUAUUUUUUUCAAGUCAUGUAAGUGACGUAAUAUGCCAAUACACGGUGUAUAUCGUAUUUUAAACCUAAAUUUUUGUGUUAGAUUCAAUUUUUUAACGGUGUUUGUCGUAUCAGUUCCAUAGGAAACUCUAAAUUUGAGAUUUUUUUAUAUUAUCCAUGGUAAAAAAUCUUUAAUUUGUUGUUCUCUUACUUUAUUUUUUGGUGGAUCUACCUUUCUGCCCUCUAAAAGCUGAAUACUCCCGAUUUGGACCAAAAAAAUUUAAUUUUACACCAAAAUUUAUGUUAUCCAUGACAAAAAUUUUUUAUUUUCCCUCAAAUUUUUGGAUACUUUUCCAGGCAUCCUCUCAAACCUGAGUCACAAGUUCGAUGGAGUGGAAUGUCAGCUAAAUCCAUGUCCAAAUCUGUCGGUUCCACCCUUUAAUUUAUCCUUCAGCACGAUUGGCACCAACCUCCAGCUAAUUCCCGACGAUCGGAACACAAAGAUCUCGGAGAAUGAUGGAAACUUGUUGGGGAUUUAUCAGGUAAGACUUUUGGGACGUUUUUUAUUUCCCUGCCAUUUGUUUUUUCUCCGAUAUUUUUUGGGUUUUAUGGGAUGAUCUUUAAAGAUCAACUCCCUCAUAAAAACGGGUGGAAUUCGAAACAACCGUAGGGGAAAUGGGGUCUAAAUCAAAGUAGACGCCCUGAAAAACAAUUUUACAUCAGAAAAUGGAACAAUAACAUUGUUUUUGACUAUAAAUUGAGGCUUUUAGCCGAAAAUGGACAUUAUUUUAGCUACUUUACCUUAUUUUUGAUGGCCGUAACCUGAAAGGAUAACAAAAAUAAUAAAUUUCAAUCUAAAAUGUCCUAUAAACCAUCCAAACAGACCAAAACAUCAACUUCCAUCACGAUUUUCCCAACUUUUCCUACUAGAGAAACUGUUGACAUGUCCUAAAAAGACGAGACAACUCUUCCUCUCUCUUCAAAAUUGGGACAAAAAGUUGCGCGCGACUUUUGCCAAAAACGAGAUGAAGCGCCGAAGCGAACGCCCCGCAUAGCGGAGAGGCAAAUGCUCGAGCAAUGGAAACAGAACGUUCCGGGUUCGACUUCGGUCCCCGUGUUCCGAAUCCCGUCUGAUGUUUCUGACCGGUAAACGGUAGAUUGAGACAACGGUGCGUAAAAAGAUUGCCGGCGGCUGAAAUAUGCCGAGUGUCAUGGGUAAGCCACGAAGAGCUUUCAUGAUUAAUUAAAAACCGCGAGGUUCUGUGUGCUCGUUCAUACAGUUUUGCAUUUUUGAGAUUUGCGAACACUUGCUACAGUGGCGGACCUGAUCAAGUGGGAAAAAAUGUACCAUUUUGCAUCCAGAAAGUAUCAAAAAUGCAGCAAAAUACUUCCCUCUCCAAGUGAAAAAAGACUCCAAUUUCAAAAACCCGCCCGCUGUUGGAAAUUCAACUCUAUUUCCUUAUUUUCAGGGCUACCGAGUGAUUUCCAACACCACCCCAGCUAACGGGAUGCGAAUUACUCUGCGGAACACGAAUAUUUCCAAUUCUUACAACUGGAAGCCCGCUCUGAAGGAAGUUAUGGCCAAAAAAUUCCAAGAACCUUGGGAACUGUUCUGCCUGGAAGUCGUGAAUGACAUCACUCAGGUCCAUUUGCUGAACCAUGGGACUCCCACUGGACGGCCAUUCAACGUGGUCCACAUUUGGCUCUUUUCCGUGGGGAAGAUUGUACAGGAUAAAGGGGCGAAAAAGGAUGAGAAAACGGAGGAAUUGGUCAAUGGAGAGGAGGAAAAGGUGGGUGGCUGUAACAAAACUAUUUUCAAUUUUAAUUUUUUGCAAUUUUUUUGGUUAUACAUUUUAAAAAAAAUCGAAAAAAUAACCAAAGACAGUGAUUUUGGGAAAUUCCAAAAAAUCCGUCAUCAUAACAGAUUUUUCUUGUCAUAUUUGAACGGCAAUCUUUACGAAGAUUAUUUUUAUACGCUUCAUGCAUGAAUUAUAAAUUUUUUCCCUUUCAUUAACACCAAUUUUUCGGUUUAAAAUUUGAAAUUCUAUAAAAUCCGUCAUGAUGACAGCUUUUGUUUUUUGGAAUUUUGCAAUUCUUAUACUUGUAAUGAAUGCCGUGAACUGUUGGAACACCAUAUAAAAAUUUUACAUUCGUCGGCGAUGUAAUUUGGACUUUAUGACCGUCAUCAUGACAGAUUUCAUGAAAUUUUAAUUUUUUAAAAAUUCUAAUUUUUACAUUCGUAUUUUAGAAGAAGAUCGUUCGAAAGGUAAAAUCGACCAAUCCCGACGGAACCCCUCGAAAACGGGUCGUGAAAAAGAAGGUCGUCAAGAAAGACCCCAAAGAAACAAAAGAAGCCUCGGAAGUUGUGCAAGAAGUCGCUGAAGAUCCGUCGUCGGUCAGCUAUGUGGUCAGAUUGGGCCAAAUCCCAGCGCAAGAUGGAGUUUCCAUGGCCGAAGAGAAGGAGAUUUCGCCAGAAACCGUCCCAAACCCCGAGAAGUCCGCGAUUUCCAAAGUAAUUUCCAAUUUUUCCAACAAAAAGUUCUCACCCGAUCUGCCAAUUGUCAAUGGAACGACUGAUUCGGCGACUGCAAAGCCGGAGACCACAAUUGAAGUAAGUUUUGGGGGUUUUGAUUCGAAAAAUUUAAAUUUCCCGCCAAUUUUGGCAUUCUGUUUUGAGGGUUGAAAAUCCAAAAUUCGGCCAUAAAAUUACCUCUUCUAAGCACUAGCCACCUAAAUUAACGUUUUUUUGGCUAAAAAUUUCAAAUUUCAAUUUUCCCUCCAUUUUUGGCAUUCUGUUUUAACCAUCACAGAUGACGUCAUAACCUUCCUUACGUCAAAAUAAUGGACAAAAAAUUGUUUUCGCAUUUCAAUCGACAAAAAAUGUUUGUUUCCUCGCGUGUUUUUAUAUUAUACUUGAUCACUUCGAAAUUUUUCAAAAAUUCCAAGGAUUCUUCAAAUUCCAAUCUUCAGAAGCCCACCCAUAAAGAGCCGGAGCCAGUCCUGACCACUCUGAACAACAUCCUGUCCACCGCUCGGCCUGACCAGUCCAGGGAAAUCGGAUAUCAAAACGGCGCCCGGCCACAACAGGUGACACGGGAGGACUGUCGGCCGAACGGACAUCACUUUGAAAGGGUGAGGAAGACAUUUUUUUUAAAGCUUGAGCUCCGGGUCGAUCGAGUCUUGAGUUUUCGGUUAGUGGGGAAAUUUUUAUGAGGGUUGAAGUGUUUUUCUUGGAAAGUGUUGAAUUUUUUUUAAGAGAAUUGCAAAAUUUUUGGGGAAAAUGUUUUAAAAUGACUGGAAAUUUUGCACAAGCUAAUAUUGCAGUGAUUUAUCGCGCGUAUUUUACCAAUCUCAUCUGAAAUUUUCUUUUUUUUACCAAAAAAAUCUCAAAAAUCAAAAUUUUUCAUAACUUUUGGCAUAACGUUUCAGGGGCCUCAAAAUUUUUUUUUAAUAUCCGAAAUAGCCUAGUGAUUAUUGCAUUAUGAUUUGCAACAUUCACUUUCCUCUUCAAUUGAAUUUUUGGGCGAUUUUUAUAUUAUCCAUGAUGACCAACGAUUUUUUGGACAAAAACGGCUAUUAUUGGCCAGGAGAUUAUUGAACGCUAUUGCAUAUAGAAGGACAAUGAUAGUUACCCUUUCUACAGUGAUUUUUUUACUUUUUUGGCCACCGUUUUUAUUAUGAAAUUGAAGAAAAACAAGAUUUUUUGACCUAAAUCAAGGAAAAAAUUGGAGAAAAACGCCUUUGUCAGAACAAAAAGCCCUAAUUUUUCUUUGUCAACAAAUAUUUCACUUCGAAUUGCCAGAAUCCAGCUUUUACAGUACCCUUUUGACCUGCAUUUGCUCUUUCAGAAGUGCUCCCUGGACCCGAUUUUGGAGGAGAGUCCCUUGGAAAGGACCGUCUCUCACAUCGAAAAGGUCCUCAACACCUCUUCCCUGAUCGACAAACUCCCCAAGGAUUGUCGACCGAUGCCGUCGACCACCACGUUUCCCCUCACUCGGCCCACCGUGAUGUCCCCGACCUUAUCCAUGGCCGAUCCCUUGUCCAGUGCGACCACGAUUACAAGUGAACUGUCCACCUUCAAAAACGGCAAUCGAUUUAGCGCGGACCCGGUGAGAAUGCAAUUUUUUGGCUAUGGGAGAUUUUUGAAAUUUCGAAAAUUUGGGUUUGCCCGAAAUUCCAGAAAAUCCGUCAUCCAUUGGCCAAAAUUUUGUGAAAGUAGCAGUAUUGUGGCCGUAAAAUUUUUUUGAGGCACUUCAAGCGACAGUAAGAACAAUUUGGAAUAUUAGUUGGUCAUAUUAAAUGAGUCAUUAAAGAUGUCAUCAUGACGGAUUUUCUGGAAUUUCUCAGUUUUUGGCCUUUAGGGCGUCUGAAAGUUUAAUUUUAGACUCUAGCGAUCUUUAGAGCAAAAUUUAAUCAUGAUUUGCAUCAAUAAAAAAUUUGUCAUGAUGACGGAUUUUCCGUAAUUUACCAAAAAAACUUCCAAUUUGAUUACAAAAAAAUAACAAUGAAGUUUAUGAGUUUUUUUGCUUUUCAGGAGUCGGAUCUAAGUGUAGCCGACGAUUUAUCGUUUACUUCGACUCUGACAAUGUCGGAAGCCCCUAAAAUCCGUGUCGAAAAAGCCAAAUCGACUUCAGUUGGGGAGAGCGAUGUGAAAGUCCGAGGAAUGGCGGAUGUCCCAGUUAUUGCAUUACAGUUGGUCCUAUCUACGUUGAGCUACAAGGAGGUAAGCGUUUCUUCGCUGUUUCGGCGAAUUUUAAUCGAAAAAAUCUAAAAAUUUAAAUUUCCCGCCAUUUUUGGCAUUGUGUUUUAAAGGUCGGAAAAUGCGAUUAGACAGUUUGAAACCGACAAAAUUGUUGUAAAAUACGAAUUUCGAAAUUCUUCCAGGUUUAAUUUUUUUUGGAGCCAUUUUCGUCGAUUUUUUAUAUUAUCCAUGUUGAACUCGACGUAAAAUUAUGAAUAAAAUUUUAGCUAUGUCAUCUCCGCCGAGUGCAUCCCCACUGGGACGAGCUAUGUGGCCAACUGUUGAAUUCCGGCUACUUUGAACUCAUCCACAAGGCAGAUAUUUUGAUGCAGGAAUGUCAGCGUCGAGUAACUAGUGAGCAGCGAUUCGCAAGGCCUUUGCAAGUCCUGACCAACCUCCAAGUCCACGUUCUCAACCCGGUAGACAUGCUGAGGGCAGCGAUGGACGAAGGUGAGAUCAAUUUUUUGGAUUUAUUCAAAUUUUAAAUUCAAAAAAAUCAAUAUUGACAUUUCGUCCGUUUUUCUCGAGGAAAUUUUUGCAAUUGGUAUUGCGAAAAUAAGUAGCACAACGUUUUUUCACGGAAUUCUGGUCGCGUCACGCCACGAAAACAAAUGUUUGGCGUACUGUUAAAUAAUGUUUUUGGCUUCUUCGAGAAAUUACAAAAAUUUUAAUUUAGCCCAGUAUUGAACAAAAUCUUGACAGAAAAAAGCUAUAGACCCUAUCAGUGAAUUUUUCUUGUUAUAGUAGGUCUGGUUUGUCUUUCAAAAACACCAUGUUUGAUGAGUUUGAUAAUUAAAAUAUCUCUAGUCGCGGAAUGCCACGGAUUUUGUCAUUUUGCGAAAAGCCCGGGCAACGAUUUCAAUCAUUAUAAUAGCAGGAAAGAUGGUUCAAUAAGUCGAGUUUCGAGCCAGAAAACGUUCUGAAACUUUGCAUGAUGAUUGAGAAUGAUGUUGUAGUGCUGAUCGCCCAUUUUUGUAGGAUUCGUGACUAAACGUCGCCCGCUAGGCGAUUGCAAAGUUCUCAAUUUUGGGAAGUUUGAAGUCGAAUAUCUCAAAGACUGAAUAACACAUACAAAUUUCUGAACCUCUAACAGAGAGAUAACUGUCUACUCUUUCCAAUUCACCAUUUAUCAAGUCGCUCAAUUUUGGAUGAUCGGGUGAAAAGAUCGUAUCUUUAAGACCACCUUUUUGGAGCGAAGUGUCACAAAAAUUCGAUCGAUAAUGGCGCAAUUAGAGCUCGACUUCCGCUUUUCUAGUUGUUUCUAAACGUUGUGUAGAGGAGAGCAACAUUACAUCACAACAAUUUUAGGAGUCCUUUGUUUUCCGUAUGGACAGAUUCUCGAUCAAUCCUUCAGCUUGUUGGACAAAAUCGAAGAAGUCAUGAACUUACCCGAAGAAGAUGGAGAUGUAAGUGAUUUUUAUAUUUGUUCUUGAAUUUUAGGUGAUAGAAAAGGUAGAACAACUAUUUUAACGGCUUGAAAAAGCAUUUGGCGGGCAUCUUUAAGAAGUUUUUUAUUGCACUUGACUCCUAAUGUAAAUUUUUAUGGACCUUAUUGAGUUUUGAUGGAAAUUAAAGAAGAAUCGUUUUAAAAGUUGCGCAAGGUUGUGGUAUUUGCGUUGUAUAAAGUUGCAACUUUUAGUUUUUCCAAAAACGAUCUUUUUUAUUGUACUUGACAUCAGGUGUCAAGUGUAAUAUAAUUUGGUGGAUAAGCAAGUUAAAACUGUUUUUAAAAGUCAGAAGCAGACGUAAACUAGCUAUUCACCGCCACUCCGAUGGAUUUACUUGGUUUUUCCACCUGUAUUUUCUAAAACGAGGUCCGGACCUAGUGCAAUAUAAUUUUUGCUUUUUUGGAGGUAGUUUCGCCGCAAAUUGGAGUCAAUUUGCUUUGUAAUAGACAAUAGAGGUCUAAAGGUCAAGCUUAGAUUAUUUUUCAAUGCCUUUAGCCUUAUAUUAUCCAUUAAAUUCUAAAAAAAAUUUUUUUUAAAUGUUGUUGUAGGCGAUUCCUUUGAACUGGGAGAAAACCUCGAUCCUCUCCAAGCGCGCCUCUCUUCAUUACCGGCGUUUCGUGGAGCCGGAAGUUGAGAAGCGAAUGAGUGAAGUCUGCAAACUCUCGGCGCAGCAGCGCCUCCAGCGUUUGGACAGUUUUCUGGUCGAAUCGACCGUCUCCAAACUCGAACAACGUCAGAUUGAGAGCCGCGACGAGUUGCAUUGGGAAAUGGAGCAGCUGAAGGAGCAAAACAAGACGAUAAAAAAGGACAACCGAGAGCUGAAACAGACGUGCGCCAAGUUGGAGGGGCGGAUCGAGGCGUUGGAGAGGAAGUUCAAGACCAUGGCCCGUCUUCUGCAGUCCUAA
Bursaphelenchus xylophilus (pine wood nematode) is the source of this 7714-nucleotide messenger RNA. The record is from the annotation of a GenBank genome assembly. Lineage: Eukaryota; Metazoa; Nematoda; Chromadorea; Rhabditida; Aphelenchoididae.